This is a messenger RNA of Eriocheir sinensis (Chinese mitten crab), 1006 nucleotides long. RefSeq lists its product as uncharacterized. The transcript is spliced from 7 exons. Bases 54 to 965 code for a protein of 303 amino acids. The record is from RefSeq and is a predicted model, not a curated record. NCBI's taxonomy places the organism in Eukaryota, Metazoa, Arthropoda, Malacostraca, Decapoda, Varunidae.
GUUUCGCUUGCAUGUGAUUGGUGGUUACUGGGUUGGUUAAAUCUCAUUGGUGGAUGCUGGAAAAGGUUAAAUCUCAUUGGUGGAUGCUGGGAAAGGUUAAAUCUCACUGGUGGAUGCUGGAAAAGGUUAAAUCUCAUUGGUGGAUGCUGGGAAAGGUUAAAUCUCAUUGGUGGAUGCUGGAAAAGGUUAAAUCUCACUGGUGGAUGCUGGGAAAGGUUAAAUCUCACUGGUGGAUGCUGGGAAAGGUUAAAUCUCACUGGUGGAUGCUGGAAAAGGUUAAAUCUCAUUGGUGGAUGCUGGGAAAGGUUAAAUCUCACUGGUGGAUGCUGGAAAAGGUUAAAUCUCAUUGGUGGAUGCUGGGAAAGGUUAAAUCUCAUUGGUGGAUGCUGGGAAAGGUUAAAUCUCAUUGGUGGAUGCUGGGAAAGGUUAAAUCUCAUUGGUGGAUGCUGGGAAAGGUUAAAUCUCAUUGGUGGAUACUGGGAAAGGUUAAAUCUCAUUGGUGGAUGCUGGGAAAGGUUAAAUCUCAUUGGUGGAUGCUGGGAAAGGUUAAAUCUCACUGGUGGAUGCUGGGAAAGGUUAAAUCUCACUGGUGGAUGCUGGGAAAGGUUAAAUCUCACUGGUGGAUGCUGGGAAAGGUUAAAUCUCACUGGUGGAUGCUGGGAAAGGUUAAAUCUCAUUGGUGGAUGCUGGGAAAGGUUAAAUCUCACUGGUGGAUGCUGGGAAAGGUUAAAUCUCAUUGGUGGAUGCUGGGAAAGGUUAAAUCUCACUGGUGGAUGCUGGGAAAGGUUAAAUCUCAUUGGUGGAUGCUGGGGAAGGUUAAAUCUCAUUGGUGGAUGCUGGGAAAGGUUAAAUCUCACUGGUGGAUGCUGGGAAAGGUUAAAUCUCAUUGGUGGAUGCUGGGGAAGGUUAAAUCUCACUGGUGGAUGCUGGGAAAGGUUAAAUCUCACUGGUGGAUGCUGGGAUAGGUUAAAUCUCAUUGAUGAAUGCUGGGACAGGUUAAAUCUUA